This is a messenger RNA of Klebsormidium nitens, 1151 nucleotides long. The record is from the annotation of a GenBank genome assembly. Lineage: Eukaryota; Viridiplantae; Streptophyta; Klebsormidiophyceae; Klebsormidiales; Klebsormidiaceae.
AUGGCGCUGCAGCCGGAUGGCGACUUCUUCCAAAGCCUUCCCGAGGCAUUUCUUCUGGAAGUGUUCCACAGGCUGCGAGAUGCUGAGACUGUGAUGCUGGUCCGGCAGUGCUGCAGAAAAGCACGGGCGCUUGCGAGAUUGGUGGAGUCUUUAGAUCUUCACAGCGUGGUUCCGGGGGACAGACCGGAAUGCAGGAUGCUGCGUAUUGCCAAGCUCGCUUGCAACAUCAAAAACCUGAGGCUGGUUGUCUACAACUCUGAUAUUGACAAGCCACCUCUUUCAAUUGUGUUUUUGCUGAGCCUUCUAGAGCAUCUUCCGAAAAGAGCAAUCAGUGACUGGGUUGGGCCUGACCUCGAUUGUCCACCUGCCGGCCUGACUUAUCUGGAGCUGUCGUCGGCAGGAACAUUCGUCACAUUUCCAGACUGUGUCCGCAUUCUUGACAAAUCGCGUAACCUCAAGUAUCUGCGCCUGCAAAGGUGCUCGCAUGUCCACCCGAAUGGAGAGGCCGCUAACAUAGCACCACUCAUUGCCAGUCUGCAGUACCUGCGGGUUCUAGAGCUCGAUGAUGAUCCUCUGGUGGACGCGUUGUUUGCCCUUCAUAAUGGGUACAAUAUAGAAGGGUUGUCAGCCAGCCUGUUGCCUGAGCUCAGGGAGCUGGUUGUCAGAGUACAGGCAAUAGUCAGGCAACCCGUCGACCGGCUUUUGAGGUUCUUGAUUCGGCUGAGGAAACUAAAAAGCUUUGUGUUGAGAGGCAAGAGGUGGAGCUCUGAUCAGGAGCCUUCCUGGAAGGAGACGCUGGGGCCACUCCUUGCCAUCCAGCGAACCCUGCCAAGAAUCGAGUUGCGCACGGAUGGUCCAGUCUACUGGCCCAAGUUCGAUUGAGUACACGGUUGUCUCCAACAUGACCUGGACAUCCUAAGUGGCAUAGAAGCCUGUUUACCUUUCGGCGACUGCAUAAUGACGUUGUCGUUGUUGCUGGUCCCCUCCAGAAACUGCAGCUACCAUAUACCAACGAUGUCAUCCCAACGGGUAUAACCAUGCUUACCUGUUCACCAGAGAUGAUCCUCAAUUUCGAUCAAGAUGUCUGCUCUCUCAAGCUGAGAAAGAGGAAGUAAGGUUGCACUUCUCAGGCGCUUGACCCGCUUUGCUGU